AUGGCCCUGGUGACCCUACAGCGCUCGCCCACGCCCAGCGCCGCCUCCUCCUCCGCCAGCAACAGCGAGCUGGAGGCUGGCAGCGAUGAUGACCGAAAGCUAAACCUCAGCUUAAGUGAGAGCUUUUUCAUGGUGAAAGGAGCAGCCCUCUUCUUACAACAGGGAAACAGCCCUCAAGGCCAGCGGAGUCCUCAGCAUCCCCACAAACAUGCAGGUGACUUGCCCCAACACCUUCAAGUAAUGAUCAACCUUCUGCGUUGUGAAGACAGAAUCAAACUGGCUGUGCGCUUAGAGAGCGCCUGGACGGACCGUGUCCGGUACAUGGUGGUGGUAUACAGCAGCGGGCGUCAGGACACGGAGGAGAGCAUCCUGCUGGGAGUUGACUUUUCCAGCAAGGAAAGUAAGAGCUGCACCAUCGGGAUGGUGCUCCGGCUGUGGAGUGACACGAAAAUCCACCUGGAUGGAGACGGAGGAUUCAGCGUGAGCACGGCAGGAAGGCUGCACAUCUUUAAGCCCGUGUCCGUCCAGGCCAUGUGGUCGGCCCUGCAGGUCCUGCACAAGGCCUGCGAAGUGGCCCGGAGACACAACUACUUCCCCGGGGGCGUGGCUCUCAUCUGGGCCACCUACUAUGAGAGCUGCAUUGGCUCUGAGCAGAGCUGUAUCAAUGAGUGGAAUGCCAUGCAGGACCUGGAGUCCACGCGGCCCGACUCCCCAGCCCUGUUUGUGGACAAGCCAACUGAAGGGGAAAGGACCGAGCGCCUCAUCAAAGCCAAACUUCGAAGCAUCAUGAUGAGCCAGGAUCUAGAGAACGUAACCUCCAAAGAAGGCUCUGAAUGGAAUGCAUCCAAUCUGGAGGAGCUGCAGGGCUCAGGCGUUGACUACAUUUUGAAUGUAACAAGAGAAAUAGAUAAUUUCUUCCCUGGCUUAUUUGCAUACCAUAAUAUCCGAGUCUAUGACGAAGAGACCACAGACCUGCUCGCCCACUGGAACGAAGCGUAUCAUUUUAUAAACAAAGCAAAGAGGAACCAUUCCAAGUGCCUGGUCCAUUGCAAAAUGGGGGUCAGCCGAUCAGCGUCCACCGUCAUCGCUUAUGCCAUGAAGGAAUUUGGCUGGCCGCUGGAAAAGGCGUACAACUACGUGAAGCAGAAGCGCAGCAUCACACGGCCCAACGCCGGCUUUAUGAGGCAGCUGUCUGAGUAUGAAGGCAUCUUGGACGCAAGCAAACAGCGGCACAACAAGCUGUGGCGUCAGCAGACCGGAAACAGCCUCCAGCAGACCACCGAGGGCCCUGCGGGACCUGGGGACUUCUUGCCAGAGGCCCUGGACAGCUCCCUGGAAGCCCAGCUGCCAGGCCCAGACGAGGAUGCCCAGCCUGGACCCCCAGGCAGCAGGGCUCCUGUCCCCUGCUGUUUCCGGCAACUCUCGGACCCCCUCCUGCAUUCCCCCAACAAUGAAACUUGCAGCUCGGUCCAGCUUGAUGACCUGGAGAGGGACGCUCUGUUGGAGGAGGCAGCUCAGCUGGCAGAGGUGCACCUGCCCACCAGGCAGCCCCCAGAAAGCUCCAGACCCUGCGAAAAGGAAGGGAAGAAGCAGCUAGCAUUUGAGGUCCCCAAAGGCCGAAGUGGCUCCUGGCCCCAAAUGGAGGAGAUGGAAAGGGAGGAGGGCUUAGCAGCAGGGAGGUGGGAGAGGCCCCCUGCCCAGCUUGAUAAAAACCUACUCAACCGGGAAAACCUGAACAACAACAACAGCAAGCGGAGCUGCCCAGAGGACUUUGAGCACGACGCUAUAUUCGGGAUCCUUAGCAAAGUGAAGCCUUCCUACAGACCCUGUGCUGACUGCAUGUACCCUACAGCCAGCGGGGCUCCAGAGGCCUUUAGGGAGCAGUGUGAGAACCCCAGCACACCCACCAUCUGCACCCAGCCAACCUUCCUGCCACACCUCACAUCCUCUCCCAUGGCCCACCUGUCCAGCAGGUCCCGAGCUUUGGAGAAGCUGGCCUCUGGCCCGACCGAGACCCCUCCUUCUCUACCACCAGCAGGCUCCAGGAAGCCAGGCACCAGUGGCUCUGGGCCUGGGGCUGCCCCGGACCUACCAGCUAGCCUUUUGGAACCUUCCAGAGAGACCCAAAAAGUUCUGCCAAAGUCCCUCCUUUUGAAGAAUUCUCACUGUGACAAGACCCUGCCCAGCAUGGAAGUGGUGAAAGAAGAACCGCCUCCCAAGAAGGACUCAAAACCGGCUAAGGACCUGCGGGUCCUGUUCAGUAGAGAAUCCGAGAAGCCGAUGACCAGCAGCUACUUGAUGCAGCACCAAGAGUCCAUCAUGCAGCUGCAGAAGGCAGGCUUGGUCCGCAAGCACACCAAAGAGCUGGAGAGGUUGAAGAGCGUGCCAGCGGACAUGGCGUCCCCCUCCAGGCUGGAGGCCAGCAUUCCCGAGGAAGGGCAGGAGCUGGCUCCACUCUGUCUGCCGGGGCCCCCGGCUUUGCCCUGCCAGGCUGGGAGUGAGGAGAAAUCGGAGGCCGUCCCCCCACCAUUGGAAGGAGCCUGUCUCAAGAGCCCUACUCCCUGGCUCUGCCGCCUGGAUCAUACCAGUCACUUCUCGAAAGACUUCCUGAAGACCAUCUGUUACACCCCCACCUCAUCCUCCAUGAGCUCCAACCUGACCCGGAGCUCCAGCAGCGACAGCAUCCACAGCGUGCGAGGGAAGCCGGGCCUGGUGAAGCAGCGGACGCAGGAGAUCGAGACCCGGCUCCGGCUAGCCGGCCUCACGGUCUCCUCCCCACUCAAGCGCUCGCACUCCCUCGCCAAGCUCGGGAGCCUCAACUUCUCCACGGAAGAUCUGUCCAGCGAGGCUGACGUGUCCACUAUCGCCGACUCGCAAGAUGCCAAGUCAAGCGAGUCUUCCUUCUUGCAUGAGCCCCAGCCCACCCCAAGGAACACAGUCACAACCUCUAAGCCAUCAGGGAGGUCUGCCCCAGGAAACUUGACAAGCCCCUCACAGGGCAGCAAAAGCUGA
Messenger RNA from Orycteropus afer afer, 3012 nucleotides. It is a transcript of the gene SSH1, whose product is annotated as slingshot protein phosphatase 1. NCBI's taxonomy places the organism in Eukaryota, Metazoa, Chordata, Mammalia, Tubulidentata, Orycteropodidae. Gene Ontology annotation, biological process: actin cytoskeleton organization; protein dephosphorylation; negative regulation of actin filament polymerization. The transcript has 14 exons. The record is from RefSeq and is a predicted model, not a curated record. The coding region runs from base 1 to 3012 and encodes 1003 amino acids. Gene Ontology annotation, cellular component: cytoplasm. Gene Ontology annotation, molecular function: actin binding; protein tyrosine/serine/threonine phosphatase activity.